This is a messenger RNA of Metarhizium album ARSEF 1941, 576 nucleotides long. RefSeq names its product Zinc finger, C2H2-type/integrase, DNA-binding protein. The transcript has 3 exons. The record is from RefSeq and is a predicted model, not a curated record. Gene Ontology annotation, biological process: regulation of transcription by RNA polymerase II. Gene Ontology annotation, cellular component: transcription regulator complex; PcG protein complex. Gene Ontology annotation, molecular function: DNA-binding transcription factor activity, RNA polymerase II-specific; RNA polymerase II cis-regulatory region sequence-specific DNA binding. NCBI's taxonomy places the organism in Eukaryota, Fungi, Ascomycota, Sordariomycetes, Hypocreales, Clavicipitaceae. Bases 1 to 576 code for a protein of 191 amino acids.
AUGCUGAAUAACAAGGCAAGCUCCCUCGCGCACCAUUACCAGCAGCAGCAACAUUUCGUCGGGUCUCACACCGAUUACCACCAUCCUCACCUCUCACUUGUCAAACCAGGACACAACAUGGAACGCUCAGUUUCUCCUCAUAUGUCUGAGCAUUCCUCGUACUCGACGGCUCAUAGCAUCGCGAGGUCAUAUGCUUCUCCAGGGGCAAUGCAAGCAUCUAUGCACAUGUCCAAUACCAUGCCAGGUCAGAUGUCGCUACCCAACUUUCCAGAAAUGCCAGGCGGUAUGGGGGCUGUUCAUGGCAUGACGAUGCACCAGAUGUCCCAGCACAAUCAGCCUUCUCCUCAGCCCGCGAAGGCCUUCCUGUGCGGUACUUGCAGCAAAAGUUUUGCUCGUCGCAGCGAUCUGGCACGACAUGAACGUAUUCACACCGGGUUGAGACCACAUGUCUGUGAUUUUCCCGAAUGUGGCAAGCAGUUUAUUCAGAGAUCUGCUCUCACAGUUCACAAACGCGUCCACACUGGGGAGAAGCCUCAUCACUGCGAAAUCUGUGCCAAGGUUACGUUUCAGCGAUAG